Molecule: messenger RNA, 1863 nt
Organism: Drepanopeziza brunnea f. sp. 'multigermtubi' MB_m1
Lineage: Eukaryota; Fungi; Ascomycota; Leotiomycetes; Helotiales; Drepanopezizaceae
Source: RefSeq, a predicted model, not a curated record
AUGUUUUCUUUUACGGCCAUAAACCAACCCGCUGCCGCCAACGGCCAACGUUCGACCGCGAACGCCUCGAACGUUAGGGGGCGAAAGAGAGGCAGGAGUUGCGAGUGUUUCGACAAUCGCACGGUGAAGAACGCAGAAUUGGUCGUCAACCAUCUGUGCGAUCACAGGCGGGAAAGGAAAGUCGAUUUCGGCAAUCCUAAUCGCAUCCCGAUCGCUAACCGCCUCGCCAGACCCAGAAACAAUGGUCCGACAUUUUCUGUAUUUGACCCCGCGCGAGACCCUGUACGGAAUAUUGUCGUCGAUCGGAAUGGCAACCAAGUCAACCGGCGCGCUGUGGCUAGCCAGCCGGGCCCCUCCAGAAGACGAGAACCGAUUAAAGAACCGGAGGCUCCGGAAACGGUGGACAAAGCACCCACCGAGCCCUCCGAGGGCUCUUAUUCGGAAAAAUCCCGCGUGAUGUUAUUGGAAGAGAACUGUCGCUUGUUGGAAGAGUUCAUAGACCUGUUGGGAGCCGCGUUGGACAAUUCGAGCGGCGCAUCCAUGGCUUUGCAGGUCAUUCGUGAACGGUACAACCGGCGCACAACGGCGUGCGCAAAAACCGGAAGAGCCGACGGGCCACCACCUCCCCCCCAGCCUGAGACCGAUGAGGAUCGGACAGCCCAACGUGUGCCUCGGACGGUCCGAGAUGUUGCUCUGCCUCUUGUGGAUGCCCUUCGCAACGGCACUCCUUUUCCCGAUUUUUCGGAGCGUGAUGCACAGAUAGUGCGUGAUGCAAGGGCUAAGCAUGCUCAGAGCAACGACCGAAGUAACGGGGCUCCUCGCAGACCCGUUGUGGAGGUUACCCCGGCACCUCUGAACAGUCUCCCUUGCCACCCGUCCCGACCAAAUCGCAUACCUGACGACGACGAGCCAGAAAGAGAUGGUGAUGAUGACUACGACGACGAAGACGACGACGACGACGACGAGCCCUCCUCCCACGCCCAUCACUCGCGUUCAAGCCAGACGACAAGCCCUGACUCGUCUUCAGUCUUCUCGCCCCCCUGCCCUGAAGAAGAGCUCUCGGACGGUGAAGACACGCCUCGUCCCCAUAGGAACAGCCCUCGAAGGAGACAGUAUUCCUUGCGGAUGCCGGCUGUCAUACCCUCGAUCGAGCGUGAUGAGGAAGGGAGCGACGCAAGUGAGGAGUCUUCGUCACCGCAACAGACUCCCUGUCCAGGUCCAUCGCGGAAGAGAUGUGCGGCCAUUGCCAGCGGCCCGGAAGAUUCGCCCAAGAUGAGAAUCAUCAUCGAUUUACGUUCUGUAUCGCCCGAUCCCCCGGAGCCUACUCCCAGGGCCUCUGGCCCUCCGCCCAUCCUACCACCGGCCCAUGCUCCUCCGCCCAUCCUACCACCGGCUCAUGCUCCUCCGCCCAUCCUACCACCGGCUUCUGCUCCUCUGCUUAUCGUACCACCGGCUUAUGCUCCUCAGCCCAUCCUACCACCGGCCUCUGCUCCUCGGCCCAUUGUUCCAGCCUCUGCGCCGGACUCUACGCCUUCCCGUGAUCGCAACAUCCCAGAGCAGCGAGCAAGGGAAUUAUCAGAGCAGAGAAGGGCACGGGCAAGGGCAAAGUCGGAGCAAAGAAGGGCAUUAGAGGAUAGCGUGCGGAACUGGCACCGACCUCCGCUUGGACAACAACCGCGUCCCACGGCCGCACCACGGGUCGUCAAGCCCCCGGCUACGGCUCAACAGGGGACACCACCUUCCAUACGCGAGCGACCGCAGCAGUUCCGAAGAAUGCGGGAGGAGUCGAUCGACUUUGCCUCGACCGCGAACCGCAUGGCUGCCCUGCCAAAGAUCAUAGAACAGCAUUUUUGCUACGAUUGA